This is a messenger RNA of Physella acuta, 941 nucleotides long. RefSeq names its product ell-associated factor Eaf. Lineage: Eukaryota; Metazoa; Mollusca; Gastropoda; Physidae. The record is from RefSeq and is a predicted model, not a curated record.
UCUUAGCGGCCAUCACGUUUGCCACGCCUCCUUGCUUAUCCAAGCCGCUCGCGCGAGAAACUACACUUCUCCAUUUCAUUGGCAAAGGGAAAAAAAAAAAUCGUGUCGCGCGGGUCUACGUCACGCAACUGAAAGCGUGUAGUUUGUGUAUACUUAGUGCACACGCUGUGUGGCACACACCACACACAAUUAUGUGGGAUUUGACAUGAAGCGAAUGAAGGGUUAACUAGAAGAAAAAAAAAGAGGAAAAAACAAAAACAAAACAUCUGAACUGAAAAGUUUUAAAAGUUAUAAUUUCGCUUUGGUGUACAAUGUGGAAAAUAUCUGGACUGUGGAUAUGUUGGUGGUUCAGUGGUGUUUAAAUUCGUAUGAAGGAUUUUACUAGUAUAAAUAUUUUUCCCUGAAAGAAAAAUAUAAUAAUUAAAAAUGGAUGUUUUAACUGACGACCCAACUCUUCAUGGAGUUUUAGGUCGUGAAUUAGGACUAGACAACGCGGGCUACGACCUGCCAGCGGAACUCGAGGAUAUAUUAAAAAGCGAGGGCAUGUGUCUUCAAGACGAGGCCCUCACCCUAGCGGCUCUCGGCCACGGCUCCCCCUACAACCACGGCUCCAACGGCAGCUGCAGCCUCUCGCACCUCAGCUACUCGGGUCAAGGCCAGGGUCAAGGUCAUCUGACCCACGACCCGUCCAAUCAAAGACACCACCUCAACCUGCUGGCCGACCAGCUGAAGCACCAACAGCAGCACUACCAGUACAGCAUACACCAGCAGAACCUACCACAAAACAGUUCAUGCGAGCACCAGCACCAGACGCAGCACCACCAGCAGCAGACACAACACCAUCAGCAACAGCAGCAGAUCAGCUCGUCGUAUUGUUCCACGUCCGGCCAGCCUCCACACCUGCCCUAUGAUGUCUACGACCAUCCGCCCUCAGUACACAC